AUGGCUGUUGAAGGAGUAAUAAUUAAGCUUAAUGUAAAACCAAAAGAUGGAGACGUGAGUUCUACUGAGGAAUAUAAUGGAGAUGAAUUUACUGGUGGUAAUAGUGUUAAAAUUACCGUCAUAAAAUCUGAAGAACCUAAAGGAUCACACUUUUACAGGUAUACUCAUUCUCCGCACGGAGGGAGAGCAUUCACACUAAAGGAAGUUAAAGAUGAUAGUGGUCAGAAAAUCCAAGGUAUCACAGAAGAUAAAGAGGUAACCUCAGUUUCUGCCUAUUAUUGGAGGUAUGAUAGUGGUAGUGGCAGGACACCUACUAAGGUCCUCUUGGUAGGGAUUACCACUAGUUUUGGAACUACCUAUUAUAAAAAUAGUGGUGGCGAUAAGUGGACUGAAAAAAUGUUCCAACCCGAAGCCUUGGAGAAUACUCUGGAUGAUCUCAACUGUUACAGUAACGGUGCAGCUACCAUUAAUCUGUCACAGAGUAAUUCUACAUCAGGGAGACAGAGUUGCUGCAGCGAACAUAAAAAUGAGAAGAGGGUCUCUGUUACUGAUGGGCAUAUCAAAGUAAAUAAUGAUCAAAUGACUAAGUACACUAAGUACUCGAUCUCCAAUGGAAAAUUAGCGGGAUUUAAGUUUUAUCAAGAUGAUGUAAGCAAUGAUGAAAAGUAUAGAAGACGUAUUAGGUCUACCGGCUUAAACUUUCCCAUAGAAGGUCAAGUAGAGAUUUACACCUUUUACUCUAGUAAGAAUCCAGCUCUUAUUUAUGUAAAAGGAAGUGGGCAAAACAAGUGGUUUAAAAAGCCUGUUACUAGUAAUGACACUAAAGAUGAAGAGUGGGAAGAAACCUUGUUUGGAGUUCCUGACCCAGAAAGCAUCACAAACUGUGACAAAGAGUUUAAGAAACUUGCGGAGGAACUAAGAGAACUUAAAUGUGAAGGCUUGCAAGAAUGUACUGCUGUUCGAACUCUUGAUCCAGAACAUCUUGGACAGAAUGGAGUUCAACGUGAGGAAGUUCCAGCGGCUGACUUAUCUGACCAGGUUCCUGAUACAGAGUCAGAGACUAAGAUUCUCCUACAAGGUACUGGACCUAAAGGUGAACCUGGUAAAGGAACUCCUGGUAUACCUGGUGGAAAAGGUGAAAAGGGUCUAGACAGCAUAGACGGUAAAAAUGCUGCUUCGGGUGUUACUCAUAAUACUUCUGAACCUAAUCAAUAUACUCAUUCUGGAGGUGGUGCUACUACUACUGGACUUUCUCAACAACCUACUUCUCAAACGGCUGCUAUUCCUAGUGGACCUGCUGGAGGACAACGCUCUGCCGGUGUUAGUAUACUUGGUCCAGAAGGGACAUCUAUACAACGCUCUAUUGAUGGUUCAUUUGCUCCUGUUACUCGUGCUGGUGACGGUUCUGGUUAUGCUCUUCUAUCUGCUAUUCCUGUAGAUUCUAAUCAUGAUGAAGACCAAGAAUCUGGAGCUGUUGGAUCAAGCUCUGUUCCCUCUACUUCUACUGAAACUGCUCAAGAAGGUCCUGCUGGAUCUGCUGGUAUAGCUGCUAGAGGCGGUGAUGAUGAUAGAGGAGCUGAUUCUGCUCCUGGACAUAAUGGUGAACAUGGUGAUAAAGGACCUAAUGGACUUACUGGUGGAGAAGCUCAUACUGAACCUCAAGUUCCUGCUCAACAAGAAUCUCUAUCUGCUGCUCAAACUUCUACUCCUACUACUCAAGAUACUGCUAGUGAUAGUGGUCAAGCUGCUCUUGAAGAUCCUUCUGUUAUUGCUCCUACUCCUAAACCUGAAAAAUCUGUUCUAAUUCCUGCUGGUACUGAAUCUCCUGAUCCUCAAGCUCCUGCUAAAUUUUUUGGUCUUGAACUUGCUUCUGCCGCUGGCAUAGGAUCAGCCUUUGGCGUAUCCUCUGGUACUCUUGCCGGAGCUGGCGCAACAUUUUUUGGAGGAUGGAAACUUUAUAAGGGAGUCCUCGACCGUGGAAGGUAUGCUUCACUUACUAAGGAUCUCAAGAAUCUCCUGUCUGAUCACAACUAUGACUAUUGGAAAGCAUUUGGCAAUAUUUUAAUACUCUUUAGAGCAAAUCUCCCAUUUUACAUUCCAGAACCAUAUUAUAGGACCACAUAUCAUUUUGAACAUUACAUCUAUAUGCAGUUAUAA
Theileria equi strain WA is the source of this 2157-nucleotide messenger RNA. RefSeq lists its product as hypothetical. NCBI's taxonomy places the organism in Eukaryota, Apicomplexa, Aconoidasida, Piroplasmida, Theileriidae. The coding region runs from base 1 to 2157 and encodes 718 amino acids. The transcript has a single exon. The record is from RefSeq and is a predicted model, not a curated record.